AAUGAUCAUGAGUUUGACCAAGAUCUUUUUUCUCCUUUUACAGGCAGAUCUUCUGAUGACCUAAUGGAACUGAAGUUGAGAGAAGUAUUGUUUUGGGUUGUGGUGCUGCUCUGUGGCUCAGCUGAAGGCAGCAUCCUUUAUCGAGUCCAGGAGGAGCAGCCUCCCAACACUCUUAUUGGUAGCCUGGCAGCUGACCAGGGACUGCCAGAUUCAGGUCACCUCUACAAACUCGAGGUGGGCGCCCCUUAUCUUCGUGUCGAUGGGAAGACAGGAGACAUUUUUACGACAGAGAUACCCAUAGACAGAGAAACCCUGAGGGACUGCCGGUCCCUGGCUAAGGGCAAGCCCUGCUACCUGGAAUUUGAAGUGUCAGUGACAGACCUCAUACAGAACCAGAGCCCCCGACUUAUUGAAGGACGCAUCGAAGUGCAGGAUAUCAAUGACAACACCCCGCAGUUUCCCUCGUCUGUGCUUACAAUCUCAGUCCCUGAAAACACAAUCAUGGGGGCAUUGUUCUCCAUACCUUUGGCUACAGACAGAGAUUCAGAGAGGAAUGGAGUGGCUGACUACGCGCUAACGGCAGGCCCAGAUGCAGCAACCCUGUUUGGUUUACAAGUGGCUGAUGACAGGGGAGGAAAGCUCCCCCAGCUAAUCGUCCUCGGCAACCUAGAUCGCGAGUUGAAGGAUUCUUAUGACCUCACCAUUAAGGCAGUGGAUGGAGGGAACCCCCAACGCUACAGCAGCGCUUUGCUCAGAGUGGUUGUGACCGAUGCUAACGACAACUCACCAAAGUUUGAAAAGUCCUCUUAUGAGGCAGAAGUUUCAGAAAAUAGUCCAGUGGGACAUUCUGUGUUGCAGGUCAAAGCCAAUGACUCAGACAUGGGUCCUAAUGGAGAAAUUGAAUACACCCUUCAUCAAGCAGUCGACCCAGUGCCAAGACUUUUACGGAUUGAUAGAUCCGCUGGUAUUAUUUACGUCAAAGGCCCACUGGACAGGGAGGAAAUCAACAGCUUGUCGUUCUACGUGGUGGCGAGGGAUAAGGGUCCUCAGCCCAAAAGUUCUAAGACUUUUGUAACCAUUGAAGUGACUGAUCAAAAUGAUAAUGCUCCAGCUGUGGAGAUCCGGGGGAUUGGUCUUGUGACUCACAGUGAAGGAGUAGCUAAUAUAUCGGAGGACAUGCCAGCUGCGACAGCUGUUGCGCUGGUUCAGGUGUCCGACAAAGAUGAAGGAGAGAAUGCCGUGGUCACUUGUGUGGUAGCUGGAGAUGUUCCCUUUCAACUCCGCCCUGCCAGCGACUCCACCACUGACAACAAGAGGAAAUAUUUUCUGGAGACCACCACGCCUCUCGACUUUGAAAGAAUCAGGGAUUACAGAGUUGAGAUUGUUGCCGUGGAUUCUGGAAACCCAGCACUCUCUAGUACUAACUCCUUAAAAGUGCAGGUCACCGAUGUGAACGAUAACUCCCCAAUAUUCUCCCCAACCUUGUUUGAGGUUGAUUUUGCGGAGGGAAACCAGUCAGGCGAAAAGAUUUUGGAUGUCACUGCCUCAGAUGCUGACAGUGGCACUAAUGCCGAGCUCCUCUAUAGCAUUGUUGCAGACUCAUCUAUCAAGGAUUUGUUUGAGAUAGACUCAAACUCUGGUGAAGUAAGAGCUCGAAGCCCACUUGAUCGUGAACGGAAAGAGAAAUACGAGUUUCGGGUCACUGCAGCCGACAAAGGCUCACCUGUUCAUAAAGGAACAGCAACUGUUGUAAUAAGAGUCCUUGACCGCAAUGACAAUGAACCCAAAUUCAUGCUUAGUGGCUACAGCUUUUCGGUCUUGGAGAACAUGCCUCCACUCAGUCCAGUUGGUAUGGUGACAGUCCAGGAUAUGGACAAAGGUGAAAAUGCUCAUGUUCACCUUUCUGUGGAACCUGAUGGGGGGAAGUUUGUGGUUCAAAAUGGAACAGGCACCAUUUUGUCAAGCAUCUCAUUUGAUAGGGAGAAAGAAAGCAGCUACACAUUCCGCUUAAAGGCAGUGGAUGGGGGAGAACCACCCAGGUCCUCAUAUGUUGGUGUUACUAUCAAUGUACUGGACGAAAAUGACAAUGACCCCGUGAUCACAAAGCCUUCCAAUUCCUCCUUUAAGCGUUUGUCCCCUCUAGCUUCCCCAGAGAGUCAUGUUGAGGUUGUAGAGGCUGAAGAUCUAGAUAGUGGGCCUAAUGCAGAGCUCGUCUUUAGUAUUGCUGGAGGAAAUCCUUAUCAGUUAUUUCGCAUAUCCCCCUCUAGUGGGGAGAUCACUUUGGCAAAGGAGAUGACCCGCAAACAUGGAGGACUACAUCGUCUGGUAGUUCGCGUGAGUGACAGGGGAAAGCCUGCACGCCAUGCCACUGCCCUGGUUCACAUCUAUGUCAAUGAAACCAUUUCAAAUGUCAGCUUAGUGGAAGCCUUAGUUGGACACAGUCUUUACACACCCCUGGACAGAGACAUCGCUGGCGAUCCUGAUAACGGUUUUGCAGCUCAACGUAGUAACAUAUUGUUUGGAAGCCUUGCGGGUGUGGCAGGAGUUGUAAUGUUGAUUUUGGUGGUGGUCUUUAUUCGACACCGUAUUCAAAGAGAAACAAAGAGUGGCUAUCAGGCUGGAAAGAAGGAAACAAAGGACUUAUACGCACCCAAGCAGGCGCCAAAGAACACCAAAGGCAAACGUGGAAGAAAAGGCAAACCCCAGAAAUCCCCCAAACCACUCGGAGAAGAAGAGGAGGUCAGCCUUCAGAAAAGUCUCAAGUUUAACCUCGAUGGAGUCAAUGAUAGCCCCAGAAUACACCUGCCCUUGACAUAUUCACCAGGAAGCCCUGAUAUAGGCAGGCACUAUCGCUCCAAUUCUCCCUUGCCUUCGAUCCAGCUGCAGGCUCAGUCACCAUCAGCUUCUCAGAAACACCAGGCCGUCCAGGACCUUCCUGCAGCCAACACCUUUGUGGGAACUGGAGGAGAUGACAACUCCACCGGCUCUGACCAGUAUUCUGAUUACAGCUACAAGACCAGCCAACCGAAGUACAACAACAAACAGGUAAACUCAACCCCAACACAAUAUGACUCCUGUCUAUGUGGUCUGUUAAAAGACUGGGUUAUUGGUGCCAUUUUUCCAGACCCUGAAGAGGGAUAUUUUAGCUGUUCAAUAGGUCACCCCCAUCGUCGAGUGACAUUCUCCACCACCAACCCUGUGCAGGACCUGCAGGACGCCUCCCAGCACAGCUACUACGACAGCGGCCUAGAAGAAUCUGAGACUCCCAGCAGCAAGUCAUCGUCUGGGCCUCGCAUCGGACCCCUGACCCUGCCUGAGGACCAUUUUGAGAGAACCACCCCAGAUGGGAGCAUUGGAGAAAACGAACAUCCAGAAAAUGAUAUCCGCUCCCUCCCCGACGUGGCGAUGACCGGAAAUUGCACGACUGAGUGCAGUGAACUGGGCCACUCGGACGCCUGCUGGAUGCCCGGGCAUCCCUCCCCCGUGCGCAAGACCAGGAACCUGCCAAAACUCUCCACCUUUGUGCCUUACCAGGAGAGAGGGAGCCUGGGACGCCUAGCGAACGGGAGCGCCAGGCCGGGUGGCGAGGAGCACCGCUCGCGCCUUCCACCCUCCCGCAGUGCCUACUCCAACAGCGGUCACGAUGCCAAUCAGGACUGCCCGUUAGAGGAAAUGCCCCUGAGCGUGGCCUCGGAGUUCCCCCCAACAUCCCCCUCCGCCCACACCCCGAAACGAGAAAUUUACCUGUAA
Messenger RNA from Menidia menidia (Atlantic silverside), 3750 nucleotides. NCBI's taxonomy places the organism in Eukaryota, Metazoa, Chordata, Actinopteri, Atheriniformes, Atherinopsidae. The record is from the annotation of a GenBank genome assembly.